Molecule: messenger RNA, 285 nt
Organism: Symbiodinium pilosum
Lineage: Eukaryota; Dinophyceae; Suessiales; Symbiodiniaceae
Source: the annotation of a GenBank genome assembly
AUGAGUGUGUACGCCGCGAAAUCGCAGCUGCCAAAGCUGCUCGCAACGGCGGUGCCUCGGGCUGGGGCGGAAGCUACGAGUUCAGCGUUCAGUACGCCACAUCUUUUGGUCAGGAGUUGUACAUGGUCGGCUCCUGUGAAGAGUUGGGCAGCUGGACACUGUCCCGCAAGGUCCACAUGGCAUGGACCGAUGGAAACAUUUGGCGAGCAAAGGUGGAGAUUCCCUUGGAGCGCGGCGUCAUCGAGUACAAGUACGUUGUUGCUAAGGAGGCUUCGGCCUUACUAG